This is a messenger RNA of Owenia fusiformis, 1587 nucleotides long. Lineage: Eukaryota; Metazoa; Annelida; Polychaeta; Sabellida; Oweniidae. The record is from the annotation of a GenBank genome assembly.
GAAAUGCAACUUGUGAGAAACUGAAAGCAGGUGGCAUCAUACAUAAAAUAUGCUGCAACGGAAGUGAUUCUAGCAGAGACCACGUGUACAGUUGAGGGGGAUGAGGUACCACGAUGGAAAACAUGGAGGUCAAAAGAUGGUUGUCGCAAAUGCAGGUGUAAUAAACGGCUCCAGUGUAAGAUAACGCAUCUGCCUCAGUGUGUUACAACUACAUCUGAAUCAUACACGAUUCCAACACUUACGUAUGAAGAACAAUCAUCUACUACUGACAUCAAUAUGUCUAUGUUACCCACUGAUGUAUCAAUAACUUCGAUUUCAAUUCCAACAAAAGAAACACCAAUAAAGGAAACAUUUGCGCCAGUAUUUCAAAGUACUACAGAAGUUAAAACAAUCGAAUUUUACGGCGAUCAAAAUAUUACAGAAACUCAAAUAACUGAACGUACAACACAGAAUCAAACAUCCGAGAGACUAACAACUGAAAGAGAUACGCCUCCACUCCCAACGUUUAAACCAACUACGGCAUUGACAAUGGGAUGUAUUUGGAGCAGUUGGGGAUCUUACAUCGACAGAAUAUGUUCAAAGCCGUGUGGGUCUGGCAUAUUGAAAAGGACGCGAACAAGAAACAAGAUGAUAGGCAGUUCCACUGACCCAUCUCAUUGUAUUGGAAGCUCUGUUGAUAUUUCAACGAUAAUAUGCAAUACAAUCAAAUGUUGUAUCUGGAGCAAGUGGAGUUCAAAUGAGUAUGUAACAUGCACUAAACCCUGCGGAACUGGAAUCAAGUUGAGCACUAGAACCAGAACUCGUAUGUACAUCACAACAGGGAAUAGUCCUAUAUGUACAGGAGAGUCCAUUCGAACAAAUACUGCACCAUGCAAUACUAAACAAUGUUGUAAUUGGGGAAACUGGGGCAGUUAUCAGUUUGGUCCAUGCUCGAAAACUUGUGGUAGAGGGAAGCAUACCGGAAGGCGUACGAGGAAAAAGGUUAAUAGCAGUAUUGGAACAACCCCAAACUGUAAAGGUUCACCUAAGUCAACGUUCAGCAGAUCGUGUAAUACACAACCGUGUCUCAAAACAGCAUCUGCAAGGGGCUGUCAACGGUGCGAUUCUAGUUGCGGCAGAUUUCCAGCAAACACAAUGUGUUGCUUUGGCUGUUGUGUCACUCGCACUGGAGUCAAAUCGAGCUGUUGUGGAAAACGUAGCUAUGACACGUCUGGAAGCCUUUGCUGUGGAGGGAAAAUAGUUAGCAAAACUGGAUUUAGGUCACAAUGCUGUGGCACCAGGAGUUAUGACACUUCAAAUAGUCUUUGCUGUGGAGGGAAGGUAGUUAGCAAAACUGGAUUUAGGUCACAAUGUUGUGGUAGGCGAAGUUACGACACAACAAACAGUCUCUGCUGCGAUGGUGUGAUCCAAGCAAAACCCGGUUUUAGGUCUGCAUGUUGUUGUAAAAAGGCAUAUGACACUUCAAAAGCUAAAUGUUGUAGCGGCUGUAGAAUUUGCUCAAAUUUUCCUUGGAAUUGAACUUUGUACCCUCAUCAAACUGUGAACAUUUAAACAUUUAAGGGAUAUGUAGACAGAAUUUUAAUGAAC